AAAAAUAAUAACGCAAAACGGAGGAAGUGUUUCACGUUGAAGCUCUGUGGAUUCGAGUUGCUAGAAUCCAUUCAACGAUUUCAGGAGAAGCAAGAGCAGUCCAUAUCCAUAUGUCUCCGGCCUCUGGUAUGUUGCUUGACGAGACCCCGCUUUUCGAUCCAUCUCUGCUAAAGGAGCUGGACUGGAGCAGCAACACUGUCUCCUUCUCACCCCCAAUUUCCCCCUCUCAGCCUGGGGAGGGUCUGGUCCUUCGUCCUCUCUGUACUGCUGACCUAGAUAGAGGCUUCUAUAAGGUUUUAUCACAGCUCACAGUAGCCGGGGAUGUCACAGAGGAAAAGUUCAAAGCAAAUUUUGAACAUAUGAAAAGAAGUGGAGACUAUUAUGUCAUAGUGGUGGAAGACACAAAUCUUGGACAAAUUGUUGCCACAGCAACACUUAUCAUAGAAAACAAAUUCAUCCACGCUUGUGCAAAGAGGGGGCGUGUGGAGGAAGUGGUUGUGAGUGAUGUAUGCAGAGGGAAACAACUAGGAAAACUGUUGGUAUCAACAUUGACUCUCCUCAGCAAAAAGUUGCAGUGCUACAAAGUAACACUGGAGUGUGCACCGAAAAAUGUGGAAUUCUAUAAGAAGUUUGGAUUCUCUGCAUCAGAUGAGACUUACAUGCAGUGCCGGUUCUUUCAUUGAACCGAAGAGGAACUAGAACAUCAAGGAAUGUUAGCUUGGACAACUUCCACAUUAAUCUGUUAAAGUUUGAAAACUCUUGUUUUAAAUUUCCUAACACUCUUCAAAGUAUGCGGUUAUGGAGUGUUUUUGAAAGUCUCCAUUUUCAGUGUAGGAAAAUGCCGUUCCAGCGUGGAUGAAAGACACAAACAUAGCACAAUGAAAGCGUUUCCAAAUGAAAACAGAUAAGUGUGGAUGUGGCCUUCGAUCAGACUACCUCGAAGUUGCACCUUUUUAGUCAGCAAAAAUAUUAUUACAAAACGGUAUAUCUUUAUAAUUUAAUUACACUUUAUGCACAACACAUUAUAACUUCAGAAAGUGGACUUUUGUAAACAUUGUCUAAAUGUCAGCAGUCAUUGUCGAGCACUAUUGAAAGUUACUCAGUUAUUUAUAAAAUAUGACUCUGCCAUGAAAAUUUGCUAGAGAAAUAAAUAAGAUCUAAUCAUACGUGUGGUCAACACUGUAAACCACAGAAAAAUAACACAGUGGCAUGUUAGGGCUAUGUACUUGAAUAUUUUCUUAUGGAAAGAUUUAAUGCAAAGAUACUUUUCUGUUCAAGGGGAUGUAAUUUCUUAGUAUCGCAGAAACGGUUUUGAAAUCAUUUUUAAAACGGAAUGUUUAUGGGAUUUUCCCCUUUUCUUAAAAUGACUGUGUGGAAAAUUUACCAAACCUCAAAUCACAUUUGGCAUUCUAGAAGCAAGUUCCAUGGAAGCAGUAUAUAAUCUUUUUUAAUUUAUUUAAAAUAUUUUGCUUAUACGCAGUUCUCUUAUUAUUGUUCUCUACAUUGAAUCUAAGUUUACCUCUUAUUUAUUGUCUUUUUUCCCCUCAAAAUUCUGGCUAUAACCUUAGAAACUGGUGGCAAUUAUAUUGAAUCAAUAGAUGUGUAAAACCAAAAUGAAGGCUAAUUAUUUUAAAAUAUUUCAUAAUGCAAUGAAAGCAUACCUUUGUACAAAUUCACUUAUUUUUAUAAUUUCUCUGAUAGCAGUUAAGAGAAAUAAGGUGCUUCCACAUGCUUUUUCUGUGUGGUUCUCUUAUCAGUCAAUCAGCAACUGAAUAUGUUGCAGUGUUUUUUUGUUCUUUUAUAACUUAUGUAAAGAAAUUGAUGGAUUGAAACCAUAAAACAAGUGGGUGAAUGGGUCAAAAUGCAACUUUAAAAAUAAAUGAAUAUGUCAAGUACAUAUUGUA
Xyrauchen texanus (razorback sucker) is the source of this 1904-nucleotide messenger RNA. Its product is annotated as glucosamine 6-phosphate N-acetyltransferase-like. Gene Ontology annotation, biological process: UDP-N-acetylglucosamine biosynthetic process. Gene Ontology annotation, cellular component: endoplasmic reticulum-Golgi intermediate compartment; endoplasmic reticulum; Golgi apparatus. The transcript has 6 exons. Lineage: Eukaryota; Metazoa; Chordata; Actinopteri; Cypriniformes; Catostomidae. Gene Ontology annotation, molecular function: monosaccharide binding; glucosamine 6-phosphate N-acetyltransferase activity. The record is from RefSeq and is a predicted model, not a curated record. The coding region runs from base 111 to 683 and encodes 190 amino acids.